This is a messenger RNA of Dalotia coriaria, 1719 nucleotides long. RefSeq names its product juvenile hormone epoxide hydrolase 2-like. Bases 145 to 1518 code for a protein of 457 amino acids. The transcript has 3 exons. Gene Ontology annotation, biological process: epoxide metabolic process. The record is from RefSeq and is a predicted model, not a curated record. Gene Ontology annotation, molecular function: epoxide hydrolase activity. Lineage: Eukaryota; Metazoa; Arthropoda; Insecta; Coleoptera; Staphylinidae.
AGUUCAAAACGUUGAUAAGAUUGGGUAGGGGAGUCCGGGGCAAGAUGAAACUCGGGGCAGGACGGGAAGUGUGAAAGUUAGCAAUAUUAUAUUAGAUUAACUACGUGACUGCAUGAGCAUUAAAUAUUAAAACGUUUAAAUAAAAUGGGCGUGCUAAAAUGGAUAUUCUUCAUAAUUAUUGGGGUAGCAUUACUUAUAAUAACAAAAUUUAUAACUCAUCCUGUAAAAGCACCUGUUUUGGAAGAGAAGUAUUGGGGUCCUGGAAGUCCACCGUUGGUCAGCAGGAAGACUGUUUCUCAAAUAGAAAUUACAUUUACAACUGAGGCAAUCAAUGACUUAAGAUAUCGCUUAGGAAAUACUCGAUACACACCACCUUUAGAAGGAAUAGCACAGGAAUAUGGUUUCAACACAGAUCUCCUCAAAGAAAUCGUUGAUUUCUGGCAAAAUAACUAUGAUUUCAAACAGCGGGAGGCGUACCUCAACAAAUAUCCCCAUUUUAAGACUAAUAUUCAAGGACUUGAUAUGCAUUUCGUGCAUGUGAAGCCCAAGGACACUGCGGGUCUCACUGUGCUUCCACUCUUGUUACUACAUGGAUGGCCUGGCUCAGUGAGGGAGUUUUACGAAUUGAUUCCGUUUUUAACCACAAGAAAUCCGAAGCAUAACUUUGUGUUUGAAGUUAUUGCACCCUCACUGCCAGGUUUUGGUUAUUCUCAAGCCCCUGCGAAACCAGGUUGUGGUGCUGUGGAAAUGGCUGUCAUCAUGAAGAACCUUAUGUUGCGUCUGGGACAUUCAAAGUUCUAUAUUCAGGGUGGUGAUUGGGGUAGUAUGAUAGCGUCAUACUUAGCUGCCGUUUAUAAGGAUCAUGUGCUUGGUGUGCAUUGCAAUAUGUGCUUAGUAUCUACACCGUUAGCAUGGAUAAAGCGUUUUGCUGGAGUUCUCUACCCGCCAGCGAUUGUCGACAAAAAGUACCAAGAUCGUUAUUACCCACUUGGUAGUUGGUUCAGAAAUAUGUUAGCCGAAUCUGGUUAUUAUCACAUUCAAGCGACUAAACCUGAUACCGUAGGAGUAGGCUUGAAUGACUCGCCUGCUGGUUUGGCUGCCUAUAUUCUGGAAAAAUUCACUACGCUCACAGAUCCUGCGUACCAAAAGAGAAUUGAUGGUGGAUUGCAUAAAGAUUUUAGAUAUGAGAAUCUUCUUGAUAAUAUUAUGAUUUAUUGGAUUACUAAUACUAUGACAAGCGGGAUGCGUAUAUAUGCAGAGUCAAGAAGGAGUGAUAUUCAAAGGGUGCCCAUUGAGGUGCCAAGCGCAUGCGCCAAUUUCAGGCACGAGCUUUUCUACACACCUGAAGCAGUUUUGCGGGAUCGUUAUGUAAAUUUGGUACAAAACACUCACUAUGACUUUGGCGGCCAUUUUAUUGCAAUGCAAAUGCCUGACAUCUUGGCUGCCGACAUAUUUAGCGCUGUGGAGAAAAUGGUAUUACAGCAAGUAAAUGACUAUUCGUUCGAAAAAGAUUUGUAGGCAAUUAUUUUUACACUCGCAUUAAUGUUUUAUUUUAAAUCUUAUUUUUUAAAUUGAGUCAUUACCAAACAAUUGUAGCAUAAGUCGAUACUACUUAAACCCGGUAAAUGGCAAAGCAUAAAAUCUAAUCGGAAACUAAACAAACACAAUUGUGUGGAGUUUUAUUACCCAAAUCAUAAUAAAUUAGCAUAUCAAGCCUGA